CGACACCGCGUGAGUAGCAAAGAACUCGCUGGCAGUAUCCUCCUCCCACGCGCUUGGAACGUCCGUACGUUUUCACGCAUGCGCGCCAGAAUUUAUGUCAAGGCACAAAAGUGGCGCUCUAUCGUCUCCAGCUCUACUCCGGUGGUUGCCUAAGCAAUGGAUGGAGAUUUGGAAGUCAGGGCAGAUGUCGAGGAGGCGACCACAAUCACAGGGGAGGACGAGGAGGGUCAUAUGGAAACCACACCCAGUACAGAGCCGACUCAAUCUGUUGAAGAACAACAGACAGCACCAGACCUUCCCAAAACCUCAGAAGACAAUGAUGAUGAUGUGGUAUUAGUAGAAGGGCCUCCUGCUCCCUCUCAGGGGAGAGUACUGCCCCCCAACACCUCUGAUGCUAACACACCUGCAGAUACCCUGACCGCUACCAAAGACUGUGCAGAGCCGGCUACCACGGCAACCGCUUCUUCCAAGGCUCCCAGUCCGCUCUCUUCUGCGGGUACAGCCACAUGCACGACACCCAAGAGCCAGAGUGAGCCAAUUGUGAUUGACGAUGAGGAGGAUUCAGAGCUCAAGGGUGCCUCCUCUUCUUCCCUCUGUCCCACUGACGUCGAGGACGCUCUGAGCAGCACUGAGCCUGAUUCCGAAAUCAAAAUCGCUAGCGUUACCACAUUGGGUGCAGAGUCUUCGGCAGUUACCAUGGCGAUGUCAACAGGUACGCCACUGUGUGCUCAAGAGGAUACAAACCUCAUGAUCACAAAUGUGACAUCACUAAAGGAUGAGGGUGGGGCAGCUGCAGCCAGGUUGGAUGAGGGGACUGAGAAUGGGCUUCAGAUCAGCAGUGCAUUCAGCCUAAACCCUGAAGCCCAUCAGAACCAAGGUGUUGCCAGCAGACCUUCACCCACCUUCAACCCAGGACGCAUUAAUGCUGCCAGCCAGCCUGUGCAGAAUGGAGAAACGGGGACGCAUCAGAGUUCUGAUUCAUGGAUUUCCCAGUCGGCCUCUUUUCCUCGUAACCAGAAGCAGCCUGGAGUAGACUCGCCAUCUCCUGCAGCUCCCCUCCCCAAACCACCCUGCCAGUCCUCCUCAGGGUCCCAGCAGCCACAACGCACCAUGAAAGUCACGUGCGCUAACUGUAAAAAGCCUUUGAAGAAAGGCCAGACCGCGUACCAGCGCAAGGGCUCAUCCCACCUUUUCUGCUCGACUACCUGCCUGUCUGCCUUCUCCCACAAACCCACCCCUAAGAAGAGUUGCACCAUGUGCAAGAAGGACAUUACUAAUAUGAAAGGUGGCACCAUAGUGGCCCAGGUGGAUUCAAGUGAGUCAUUUCAGGAGUUCUGCAGUACCGGCUGUCUGGCAUCUUAUGAAAACAAACAGAAUCCCCAAAAGAACCAACUCAAAACGAAGUGUACCGUCUGUGGAAUGCUCACAGAGAUUCGACAUGAAGUGAGCUUCAAGAACGUAACCCACAAGAUCUGCAGCGAUGCAUGCUUCAAUCGUUAUCGUAUGGCUAAUGGGCUCAUCAUGAACUGCUGUGAACAGUGUGGAAAUUAUCUGCCCAGUCGUGCCACAGCAAAUCACUUUUUACUUAUUGAUGGUCAGCAGAAACGUUUUUGUUGUCAGAAUUGCAUCAGGGACUAUAAACAGACUCAUGGGAAGAUGGUGCAGUGUAGUGGUUGCAAGGUGAUGUGCAGAUCAAUAGAUGGCACUCAGUGCAUUGGGACAAAUGGAGGCAUGGAGACCUACUGCUCUACAGCCUGUAUGACUAAGAGCAAAUUUGCAGCUGCUGCACAGAGUACUGAGCCCUCAUGUCACUUCUGUAAGAGAAAUGGAUUACCUCAGUAUCAGGCAACUCUGCCUGAAGGGAAAGUUUUAAGUUUCUGCAGUUCACUGUGUGUCACCAAAUUUCAGAAUGCCACCAUCCAAACAUCAGCCAAUGGGCAGCUUCCUGCUUCAGCUCCCGAGAGCAUCCAGCUGAAAUGUAACUACUGUCGUGGUUCCUUUAGUAUGAAGCCAGAGAUUCUGGAGUGGGAGGAUAAAGUUUAUCAGUUCUGCAGCAAGGCCUGUUGUGAUGACUACAAGAAGCUCCAUUGCAUAGUGACGUUCUGCGAGUACUGUCAGGAGGAAAAGACUCUUCACGAGUCUGUCAAGUUCUCCGGAGUGAAGAGGCCUUUUUGUAGUGAAGGCUGCAAGUUACUCUUUAAGCAGGAUUUCAUUAGACGUCUGGGCUUAAAGUGUGUCACGUGCAACCACUGCACUCAGAUGUGCAAGAAAUCUGUCACCAAACAGAUAGAUGGGGUCAGCAGGGACUUCUGUAGCGAGACGUGUGCUAAGAAGUUUCAUGACUGGUACUACAAGGCGGCACGCUGUGACUGCUGUAAGGUACAGGGGAACCUGCUGGAGUCUGUGCAGUGGCGUGCAGAGAUGAAGCACUUCUGCGACCAGCAGUGUCUCUUGCGAUUUUACUGCCAACAGAAUGAACCCAACAUGGCCACACAGAAAGGGCCUGAAAACAUGGCUUUAGAGCUUAGCGGAGCAACCCAAGCAUCUAAGAUGUCAUUUACUCAGGGGCCUGUAUCGUAUGCUGGAGGAGGGAUCCUGAAAGAUGUGAAAAAUAAAGCUGUGCUUUGUAAGCCGCUCACCUUAACUAAGGCCACCUACUGCAAACCCCACAUGCAGAGCAAACCACUGCAGACAGAUGAGGCAGAUCUGGAGAAAUCCAGCUCAGGAAAGGAAUAUGUUCCUGUCCCAAUACCCGUUCCCGUUUACGUCCCUGUACCCAUGAACCUCUACGCUCAGGCCACACCCACUCCUAUUGCAAUACCUAUACCGGUGCCUGUGCCAGUGUUUCUGCCCACUACACUGGAGAACGCUGACCAAAUUGUGAAGACCAUCAAUGAGCUGAAAGCCAAAGUGCUUCCUGACCAGCAGGACGUUGAUAUGAUAGCAAUGGAUGAAAUGAUUGCAGAGAUUGAAGAUGAGAAACCAAACUGCUCGGAUAUCAAAUGUGAAAAGGGCAGCAGUGUAGUGAAGGUUGAAAAUGUAAAGCAUGAAAAUGGGGGCAGCAGCAGCAGCAGUUCGGAGGAGGAAGAGGAUGAGGAAGACAAGUAUGAGCCAGAUUUGGACCUGGAAAAAGAUCUUCCACUAGCAUCAGAACCCAUCCUGGUUGAGCGUCUGGAUACAGAUAUGCUCUUUUCAUUGUCUCCAGUCCUUCCGGAGGAGAAAGAAAAGACGCCUCGGCGCAGAACCAGGAGAAGGGGCCAGAAGAGACGGCUAGUAGAGGAUGAGUCUCCCUCGUCUUUGUCCACAUCACCAGCAAUAGAGUCUACAGCUGCAGACAGUUCAUUCCCAUUAAAUUCCAGGUAUGGCUUAAAUGCUUGGAGGAGGUGGGCCAUGUCUGCAGCAGCAUCAGAGCCCAGCCAGUCCGCAGCAUCAGAGUCCAGCGAGUCCGAAGGAAAGGAGAAUCAGAAACAAGUUCGUUUAAAAGGCAGUCUUCUGUCUCUGAGCCCGGCAGAGCUAAAUCAGUCUUUAUCAAGCUUCAUCAAAGAAGUGCGUCGACCCAAUGGCGAGCGCUAUGCCCCAGACAGCAUCCUGUACCUGUGUCUCAGCAUUCAGAAGCAUUUGCAGAAGAAGGGACGGACAGAUGACCUGUUUGGUGAUCCGCCGUACGACAUGUUUGGGGAAGAAUUGAACAAGAUUCUCAAAGACUGGCAGCCCAGCGUUCUUCCUGAUGGUUCUCAGUGGGGCCGUGUUGAAGAGCAGUGUCUAUGGAGCAGCGGGCAGCUUGGAGAGCAGACGCCCUCCGUCCUACUCCGAUCUGUCCUCUAUCUCAACACUAAAUACUUUGGACUCCGAACCGUCGAACAGCACUUACGCCUCUCCUUUGGGAAUGUCUACGGCCCAAGCAGUUCCAAACCACACAGCCACGACACCAACGUGUGCAUACGCAUCCCAUCCAUCUCACAUGAGUCGAACGAGCACACAGAAAGUAAAAGACGGCGUAAAGAUGACUGUGACUCAAACUUUGAGGCGGACAGUGCUUCGGGAGAUUCUGAUCGCUGUCCUGUUAAGAAACACGAGUGCCGACUGUAUGAGCUUUAUUUAUCGAAGUGCCCAGAGUCUGUGAGGCAGAGGACAGAUUUUUUUUACAUGAAGCCCGAAGACUCUGUUUCCUUGGACAGUCCGCUGUGGUUCAGCUCGACUCCUCUAGAGAAGAGUGCGCUGGCCCGGCUCUUGACUCAAAUGUUGCUGGUCAGAGAGAUUUAUAAAGAGAACCAGCAUGAAGAGGACGGAGUCUAGAUGCCUGUGCACUGAGAACUUCUAACUAUGCUAUCAAUACACCCUGUGCAUCACAGACAAGCUGCUUUUCAAGUCACACCCUGUCACUCUCCCUUUAAACACACUGAUCCCGGUACAGCUAUGAGAUGAUGUGCGGAUGGAUAUUAUGGUGGGAUUAUGCUGAUUCAAAUCAGUCUUCCCAGAGGACCCUGACUCUGAUAGGACUAGAGGUUUUCCAGAAACGUCACCUACAGGAUGCUGCUCUCUGUCUUUUGUUUAGUUUUUGUUUUUUUUAAAUCCGUUAUAAACUUUAGUUUAUGUAGCAUUUCUUGUGAGGCCGCUGUGGUCUGUAAAUAUUUCUGAGCAAAGUCUGUUAGCAGGACGGUGGGGGAAGUAAAGAAGUUGAGGAUUGUCUUUAUCCCCGCUAACUUGGACCCAACAAAGCCUUCGGAAGAUAAAAUGUAUUUAUUGCUGUUGAUGGUCGUGUCAAGAGAGAGUCUGUGAUUUUCUAACAGGAGGGCAGGGUGUGUGCUGGACGCUGUGCCAUGUGUGCAAUUUCUCUGGCCUUCCAUAAGAGCAUUAAACUUGCUGCAGCCCCAGACCUCUUC
Molecule: messenger RNA, 4883 nt
Organism: Paramisgurnus dabryanus
Lineage: Eukaryota; Metazoa; Chordata; Actinopteri; Cypriniformes; Cobitidae
Gene: zmym2
Product: zinc finger, MYM-type 2
Molecular function (GO): zinc ion binding
Source: RefSeq, a predicted model, not a curated record